CAGAGUCCCUCUUCUUGUCAGCCAUGUCGGCUCAGCCUGGACGCGACCUUUCACUCUGCUGGGAGCAACACUGCAAGCUGCUGCCGGGGGUCGCCAGUGUUCACGCCGACACAGUGCAGCACUGGAGCGUUCAAGAGGUGUCCGAUUUCAUCCACUCACUUCCUGGUUGCAGGCAACAAGCCGAACGGUUUAAAGACGAGCAAAUCGAUGGGCGGGCCUUCCUCCUUCUCACCCAAAGGGACAUCAUCAGCAUCAUGUCAAUCAAACUAGGCCCUGCCCUCAAGAUCUACAACUCCAUUCUCAUGUUCAGACAUACUAAAGACAGCAACCAAUCACAGGCCAGCGGGCCAGACACAUGACACCUGAAGACUGACCUGCCCAUUUGUAGUCUCCACCCACCACACCUUCAUUACCACUUCUGGGAGAGCUGGAAGAGACGGUGUGCCAUCCCAUAACCUCCUCCUGCUCUGUCAAAGGAGACUAGGCCCCGCCCACCACACCAUCAUCACCCACCACCAUCUUCAGCUCUUAGCUGACUCCACCCACAAUGUCACCAUCCAGUUAUUGACUGACCUCCACCUGGAUGCCUUGUCGUCCUCCAUCUUACCACUCCCUGUCCUCAGUCAUUCCGCUUUGAUUUUACGUAAUCAGAUCCCGUUAACAGGAAGUAGCUGCUGGCUUCUGUGUUUCCUGACAUUUUCCAUCUGCAAA
Messenger RNA from Thalassophryne amazonica, 711 nucleotides. RefSeq names its product lethal(3)malignant brain tumor-like protein 1. NCBI's taxonomy places the organism in Eukaryota, Metazoa, Chordata, Actinopteri, Batrachoidiformes, Batrachoididae. Gene Ontology annotation, molecular function: protein binding. The record is from RefSeq and is a predicted model, not a curated record. Bases 24 to 359 code for a protein of 111 amino acids. The transcript is spliced from 3 exons.